AUGGGCACUACAGAUCGAGGCACAGCCGGCGCAGAGGGGGCUGGGCUUCCAGACUCGACGAUGGCAGUAUCUGUACCCGGAGAUGUGGCCGCAGAGUCCGGAUUUAUACUAGGAUACAAUCGUCGAUGUUUGCUGCCAAGGGCGCGUCAUCGUAUAUCACAACGGACCCUUGAUAGCGCGGCAGAAGCGAGUGGGACUGAGGGCGUGGCAGAAGCGGCAGCGGUUGGUAUCUCAGGUACGACAAUGGCAGUAUCUGUACCCGGGGCGGGCUCAGGGCCCGAAUCGAUAGAUGUGAAAAAGCUGCAUGAUUCAGUGUCGCUCAUGAACAUCGCUCCAACACAAUCUGUGUCGCGUUGGAUGCUAUACGUGGCGGGUGCGGCAGAUUCUGUUGCUGCCGAAGUAGCAGAUAUAGUAACAAUGGUCGAUGUUGUAGAUGAUGAAGUAGAAGAUGAACUGGUCGUCAGUAACGUCAAGUCUGCUGAGUAUGCCGAUGUCGUCGAUGCUUCAGACAGAAACGUGGAUGUCGUUGAUGUCAUCGAUGUUGUGCCAGUUGUCCCCAACAAGCGAGUAGCGAACACAAAAUCAGUGUUAGACGCCUCUGAUAAGGGAUAUUCGGUCUGCGUAGCCGAACAAGUCUCGGAGGAGGUGGGAGUGGAUUUAGUGGUUGUGGUUGUGGCAGUGCUGGGUGCUGAUGAUAUGCUUGUGGCUGUCUUUGAGUCGCUUCUUUCGGAACGUGUACUUGUGGCAGUAGGUAACGAUACUGAUGAGCUCGAUGAGAGCAACACUGAACGUGACGAGGUUCCACUCAGUCUGGACGAAGAUGAAGUACUCUGUCUGACGGGUUGCAAGGAUGAUGAGGAUGAUCGACUGUGCGAAGAUGAGAUUCUCAGAAUCGAGGUAGUCGACGAUUUGCUGCGGCUUUUGCUACUGCUGCUGCUUGAUGAUCCACGGCUCGAAGACGUUCUGGUGCUUGUCUUGGUCGAAGAACUCGUUUUGCUGACAAGUGUGGUUGCCGUCUUUGUCGAAGAGUGCCUAGAGCUGGUUUUCAGCGUCGAGGAUUGCUUGUCACUUGAUUCUGUGCUAGAUGCUGAAGAUCGGCUGCUAGAACGCAGCGUUGACUUGCUGUUUGAUUUCGAAGACGAGGAAGGCUUGGCAACUGGCGUCUUCGACUUUGAAGAUGUUCUUUUCGAAGAGGUAGAACUUGUCGAGGUGCUUUUCGAAGUCGGCACGAGAGCGAUGUCAGAAGAAACACACGCUCUCUGUUCCAAAACCAAAGCAGAUGCCAAGGAGAACAAAGAGAGCAACGGUAACAGCAACUCAAGGAGACGCAUAUUUUCACAGGCAAGAGAAUUCGGGAAGCUGGGUCAGAGUGUGGAAGAUGAGUUCAGUGGACCACGGCAUGAGUUAUAUCCACAACCUCAUCUCAUUACUUCGGGGCUGAAUGGGAAAAGCGACGCUCCAAGAAAAUCUCAUUACUGA
Molecule: messenger RNA, 1479 nt
Organism: Aureobasidium melanogenum CBS 110374
Lineage: Eukaryota; Fungi; Ascomycota; Dothideomycetes; Dothideales; Saccotheciaceae
Exons: 7
Coding region: 1-1479 (492 amino acids)
Source: RefSeq, a predicted model, not a curated record